AUGGCAUGGAUGCGAUGUGAUGCUAUGGUGAAGGGAUGGCUCACCACGCCCAUGGAAAAGAACAUACAAAGCAGUGUGAAGUAUGCGAACACGGCUUCAGAAAUCUGGUCAGAUCUUUGUGAGAGGUUUGGCAAGGAAAGUGCACCUAGGGCGUAUGAAUUGAAACAACAAAUCGUCUCUACACAGCAAGAUGGAUCCUCUGUAUCAACUUAUUACACGAAGCUUCGAGGUCUCUGGGAUGAAUGUCAAUCUGUCCUACCCACACCCCAUUGCACUUGCCACGGGUGCACCUGUGGGCUUGGAAAGCGAUUGACCGAGCAUCAAGAAAAAGAAAAGUUAUAUGAAUUCGUAAUGAGUCUAGAUGCUGAAUUCACUAUAAUUAAAACACAGAUCCUGGCAAUGCAACCGAUACCGGCUUCGGGAACAGCCUACCACCUUGUCACAGAAGACGAACGACAAAGAAGCAUCUCAGCCGAUAAGAAAGCCUCAUCAUACGCUGCUGCUUUUAAGGCCUACGUACCCACGCGACAUGAAGGUGGCAAGAAUUAA
Molecule: messenger RNA, 549 nt
Organism: Cynara cardunculus var. scolymus (artichoke)
Lineage: Eukaryota; Viridiplantae; Streptophyta; Magnoliopsida; Asterales; Asteraceae
Exons: 1
Coding region: 1-549 (182 amino acids)
Source: RefSeq, a predicted model, not a curated record